This is a messenger RNA of Megalobrama amblycephala (Wuchang bream), 10000 nucleotides long. It is a transcript of the gene erbb4b, whose product is annotated as erb-b2 receptor tyrosine kinase 4b. Bases 253 to 4368 code for a protein of 1371 amino acids. Gene Ontology annotation, cellular component: signaling receptor complex; basal plasma membrane. The record is from RefSeq and is a predicted model, not a curated record. Gene Ontology annotation, biological process: multicellular organism development; positive regulation of cell population proliferation; protein phosphorylation. Lineage: Eukaryota; Metazoa; Chordata; Actinopteri; Cypriniformes; Xenocyprididae. Gene Ontology annotation, molecular function: ATP binding; transmembrane receptor protein tyrosine kinase activity; epidermal growth factor receptor binding. The transcript is spliced from 27 exons.
AGAGUAAUGGCAUGAGCCUUGCGUCGAGAUCCUGUCAAAGCACUAAACAGCUAAUUUCUCGCACCUGAACUUUUACAUUCUUUCCUGAGGACUAUUUUACCAUUUAAACUGGACGUCUUAUUUCCUUAUUUACACUGACAAGCAACAGCAGCACUUGAGAAGUCACUCCACCGCAGUUGCGUUCCUGUCUUAAGACAUUUAAAAUAAAAGGAUAUGGUGUUGGACAUGUGAAACACACGGGCAACUUCAAAAAUGAAGCUGGCAUCUUCUCUGUGUUGCCUCGGGUUUCUUCUCACUUCUGUGGCGGUCCGUCUCAGCGACUCGCAGCAAGUAUGUACUGGCACAGAGAAUAAACUGAGUACUCUGUCAGAUCUGGACCAGCAGUAUCGGACCCUUCGUAAAUACUACGAGAACUGCGAGGUGGUGAUGGGUAACCUCGAGAUCACCAGCAUCGAUCGCAGUCGUGACCUGUCAUUCCUUAGGUCCAUUCGUGAGGUGACCGGCUAUGUGCUUGUGGCGCUAAAUCAGUUUGAAUAUCUGCCCCUGGAGAAUCUUCGCAUCAUCCGUGGCACCAGGCUAUAUGAAGACCGCUACGGCCUGGCUAUCUUCCUCAACUACCGCAGAGACGGCAACUUCGGUCUCCGUCAGCUUGGCCUUAAGAACCUCACAGAAAUUCUGAAUGGAGGUGUGUAUGUGGACCAGAACAAGUUCCUGUGUCAUGCUGAUACCAUCCACUGGCAGGAUAUAGUGAAGAACGCCCGCCCUGAUCACCUGGUUGUGCCGUCUAAUAGCAGCAGCUUCUGUCAGAGGUGUCAUAGAGCUUGUAAUGGACGCUGCUGGGGGCCAAAGGAGGACCAGUGUCAGAGCUUGACGAAGACAGUGUGUGCCGAGCAGUGUGAUGGCCGCUGUUUUGGGCCGUACGUCAGUGACUGCUGCCAUCGCGAAUGUGCUGGAGGCUGUUCAGGACCAAAGGACACAGACUGCUUUGCUUGCACUAACUUCAACGACAGCGGUGCAUGUGUGACGCAAUGCCCACAGCCCUUCGUCUACAACCCCACCACAUUCCAGCUGGAGCACAACCCGCGGGCCAAAUACACAUAUGGAGCCUUCUGCGUCAAAAAGUGCCCACAUAACUUUGUGGUGGACCACAGCUCCUGUGUCAGAGCCUGUCCCAGCAACAAGAUGGAGGUGGAGGAGAACAGGAUCAAGAUGUGCAUCCCCUGCACUGAUAUCUGCCCUAAAGCAUGUGAUGGGAUUGGCACUGCCAGCCUUCAGACAGCUCAAACCGUCGACUCCAGCAACAUCGACAGAUUCAUCAACUGCACCAAGAUCAACGGAAACCUGGUGUUCCUCAUCACAGGCAUUAAAGGGGACAUAUACCACAACAUAGAGCCCUUGGAUCCAGAGAAACUCAAUGUGUUCCGCACCGUUCGAGAAAUCACUGGUUUUCUAAACAUUCAGUCCUGGCCAGAAAACAUGACUGAUUUGAGUGUCUUCUCCAAUCUGGCAACCAUCGGAGGCAGGUCUCUCUACAGUGGCAUCUCUCUUCUGGUGCUGAAGCAACAGUGGAUUUCAUCACUGCAGCUGCAGUCUCUUAACGAGAUCAGUGCUGGAAACGUGUAUGUCACCAACAACAGCCAACUUUGCUACUACAACACCGUCAACUGGACACGACUCUUCCGCACCAACACUCAGAAAGCCCUGAUCCGCAACAACCGCAACCCUAAGGAGUGCAUUUUGGAUCGUAUGAUAUGUGACCCGCUGUGCUCUGAUGCUGGCUGCUGGGGCCCGGGGCCCAACCAGUGCCUGUCCUGUCAGUUCUUUAGCAGGGGACGCACCUGUGUUGAAUCCUGCAACCUGCAUGAAGGGGAUGUACGUGAGUUCGCAAAUGGUUCAGUGUGCUUGGAGUGUGACGCACAGUGUGAGGUAGCAGAUGAUGAUGGUCUAACCUGCACUGGGCCUGGUCCUGAUCACUGUGUUAAAUGUCUUCACUUUAAAGACGGACCCAACUGUGUGGAGAAAUGCCCUGAUGGCCUACAGGGAGCAAACAGCUUCAUCUUCAAAUAUGCUGAGGCCAACAACGAGUGUCACCCCUGCCAUGUCAACUGCACCCAGGGAUGCACAGGGCCUCGUCUGCAAGACUGCAUUGGCAUGAUGGACAGGACUCCCCUCAUUGCGGCUGGGGUUAUUGGGGGAUUGUUUGUGGUGAUCAUUGUGGGCCUGAGUGUUGCUAUAUCAGUCAGAAGGAAGAGCAUCAAGAAGAAGAGAGCCUUGAGACGCUUCUUGGAGACUGAGUUGGUAGAGCCUCUGACGCCCAGCGGUGCGGCCCCAAACCAGGCCCAACUGCGCAUUCUGAAAGAGACCGAGCUGAAACGGGUGAAGAUUCUGGGAGCUGGGGCCUUCGGCACCGUCUACAAGGGCAUCUGGGUUCCUGAGGGUGAGACUGUGAAGAUUCCCGUUGCCAUAAAGAUCUUGAACGAGGCGACGGGCCCCAAAGCCAAUGUAGAGUUCAUGGAUGAAGCUCUGAUAAUGGCCAGCAUGGAGCAUUCUCACUUGGUGCGGUUAUUGGGUGUGUGUCUGAGCCCCACCAUACAGCUGGUCACUCAGCUCAUGCCCCAUGGCUGUCUGUUGGACUACGUGCAUGAACACAAAGACAACAUCGGCUCCCAGUUGCUGCUCAACUGGUGUGUUCAGAUCGCCAAGGGAAUGAUGUACUUGGAGGAGAGGAGACUUGUGCACAGGGAUCUGGCGGCUCGGAACGUCCUAGUGAAGUCACCCAACCAUAUAAAGAUCACUGACUUCGGUCUGGCUCGCCUUCUGGAUGCAGAUGAGAAGGAAUACAAUGCAGAUGGUGGCAAAAUGCCCAUAAAGUGGAUGGCCUUGGAGUGUAUCCACUAUAGGAAAUUUACCCACCAGAGUGACGUAUGGAGUUACGGAGUGACUAUCUGGGAGCUAAUGACUUUUGGAGGAAAGCCGUACGAUGGAAUCCCUACCCGAGAGAUCCCUGACCUGCUGGAGAAAGGAGAGAGGCUUCCUCAACCUCCCAUCUGCACUAUUGAUGUCUACAUGGUCAUGGUCAAAUGCUGGAUGAUAGAUGCAGACAGCAGACCAAGAUUCAAGGAGCUUGCAGCAGAGUUCUGCCGAAUGGCAAGAGACCCACAACGUUACCUAGUCAUCCAGGGGGACGACCGCAUGAAGCUGCCCAGCCCCAAUGAUAGUAAGUUCUUUCAAAGUCUACUAGAUGAGGAAGAACUGGAGGAUCUGAUGGAUGCCGAGGAGUAUUUGGUGCCACAAGCCUUCAGUAUUCCUCCACUGGCAUACACAACCAGAUCACGCAUGGACCCCAACAGAAACCAGUUUGCAUACCAGGACGGCAGCUUCGGCAUGGAGGAGAUGAUGGCCACUAUCCCGCGGGUCGUGGCUGUAUCCGCGGUCAGCCCGGGCUGUUCCGCUCAGAAGCAGUCUAUGGCCCAGCAGGGGGCCUCAGGGUCCUCUGAGGCAUUUGAAGACAGUCGCUGUAAUGGCACUCUCAGGAAGAAGGCUUCACCCAGGGCGAGCACUGGGGAGGACAGCAGUGGCCAGCGGUACAGCGCAGAUCCAACCGUGAUACUGUGUGAGCGUGGAGCCAGAGCUGAGCCCGACCAGGAUGGAUACAUGAGCGCUAUGCAGGACAAAAAGCCCUCAGAUUAUCUCAACCCCGUGGAGGAGAACCCUUUUGUCACCCAUCGAAGAAACGGAGAGGUCCAUACUCUGGAGCGAGGUUACCACAGCACCUCCAACGGGCAGCCCAAGAUGGAGGAUGAGUACGUCAAUGACCCGCUGUACCUCAACACCUUCCACAACUCUGGGGAAAAAAGCCACGACAUUCUUAGGAAGAACGGAGCCCCUGUGGCGCACACGGCAGUGGCAGCAGCAGUAGUAGCAAAUGCUGGAACUUCCAACAGCCAAAAUCUUUCCCAAACCGUGCAACCAGCAGCACCCAGUGCCCACAUCACAACACAGCCGCUGUACCAAGGCAAACAAAGCAUUUCCACCCUCUCAGGCCACACCCUCCACUCCGCCCAUCCCGGACACACCCUCCACCCGACACACACCCUCCAUCCCGCUCACUCCGGGACCAUCAAAGCCGACAUAAAGCCCAAAAAGACAUUUGACAAUCCUGAGUACUGGCAGCACAGUCUUCCCCCCAAGGCCACUCUCCACAACCCGGAGUAUCUGCAGGACUGCAGCACACGCUUCUUCUAUCGGCAGAACGGCCGGAUCCGACCCGCCGUAGCCGAGAACCAGGAGUACCUGUCAGAGUAUGCGCUAAAACCGGGCACCGUGUUGCCGCCGCCCCCCUACCGCCAGAGAAACACUGUUGUGUAGCAACAACGACAGAGACAAAGAAAGAAAGAUGGAGGUAAAGAGAGAGUCAUGGUGUGUUCUCACCCUGGCUCUCACACCAGCAUCCUGAUCUCUCCGCUCCUCUCUGAACUGGAUUUCACACCCAACCUCCAACGACCUGGAACUGAUCCACUUGGGUGAGCUUCUCCUCCGGAGGCACUGGUCACAUAUGACCACAUCAAUCAAAGCUCCUUCCUGCUUGUCUCUCCUCACUCCAAUCACCAUUAAGACCUUUCCCCCUACCUGACCCCAACUACUGAAAAGCGAUACUGUUCCCAAUAUAAAAUACUGUAGAUGUUACGCUCAUCUCAUUGAAAGCAAGUACUGUUUAUGACAUGCAACGUGGGUCGAUCCAAUAGCAGAGAGGAGUCAUUCUUUUGUGCAAUUACAGAAAUGUUUAUUGUUUAUCUUGUUUUUGGGAUUUUGAUUUGAAGCUACGAAAUGAUCUGUUGUAAUUUAUGACUUUGCUUAACAUAAUUUGUUUUAGCACUCCAUACAUGAUUAUGUGAGACAGAUGUGUUGUACUGGGAAUAUCGUCAUGGGCCCUGAGAUGAGGGUCCAAAAAGGUCCUUGAUGUCGCCUACUAACGGAAACUCAUAAAAAUGUAAGCGACAGGCCUGGUUGUAUGCUACAUACAAAAACAUAUGUUCAUUACAGUGUGGUGUCAACCUGGACCUUUGAUCACAACCUUCUCGGAUGGCACAUCUUCAAAAGACAAUUGUGUGAUGUUCUGUUCGAAAUAUCUCCAUAAUUCAUGUGUUUUUAUGCACAUAUAUCAUAUUACUCAAACAAGGCACUUUUUAUUACUUAUAUUGAGCUGUACUUACAAUUCGCAAGACUGGAACGAUUCACAACUGGAAACAGUCCAGCGGUUCGCAUUAGACGUCUGUAAAACUACAUGUGUGAAGGCAAUUUAAUGAAGAGAAGCACUCCGUGCUGAGAACAGUAUCAGCCCGCAUAUGAACGAGACCCGCCACAAAAUCAAUAACUUCAUAAAAGCAGAUCUGCAACAGUCUACUGUAAUAACAUUUUUAUUGUCGAUCUAGACAGCAUUGAUCUCUACGCUCACGGAGUUGUCACCUUAAGGUAGCCUUCCUUAUUUUGUCAUUUAAUGUGUGGGAAAAAAAACUCAGAUUGGGUCUACCUUGAACUUUAGAAGCUAAAAUCAAUACUAGCGACCAACAGCGUCCACGUAGACGGAUCUACUGCGGCGAAUGGAUAUUUACACAGCUACGGAGGCCCAGGUUUGCACGGAAGACUCAACAGCACACAACGCCUGGCUCCAGUUCUGAAAUACGGCCGGAAAACUGUUACAACUGUAUGAAACUUUAUCCACGCGCGAGUCAAUGAGAUGCACAAGACUUGCGAUCAAGAUGGCAGCUUUUUGUAGCUGGGUACAUUAAAACUGCAGCAAUGAGAGACAUUUUGGAAUCGAGAAGACAGGAGUACCAUCAUACAGUACUAUGAGGAACAAAUGAGAACGUACGAAUGGAAUAUUUGCCCCGAGGUCAGAGAUGAGACCGCCUCAAAUCUGUCAUCUCCAUUUGAACUGUCUCCCUUAAUAACUUUUCUAUAAGAAGCAUCUCAUGGAGCCAAAAGGAUACAAGUUAAGGAAGAUAAUGCAGCUUAUAUGAGCAUGUUGGAAAACAACUGCUACAUCUUCAACCACGCCAUCCCGGUUUCUAGGGCGAGAUUCAUGUAUAGUUUUGAACACUGCCAGUCACUAUGCUUUGCUAAGAGGAAUAAUAAUGAUGUUGUGUUGCUGGUUUGGAGAUGUGAAAUGGUUUUAUAGCACUUACAGCCUGGCACAGCCGCAUGAGUUUGUUUUAAACACCAACGGCGCUGAUUGAAUACUCAUUUAUUAUAAUCAUAGCUCACAUGACGAUAGCAAACACCACCCGCCCACAUACGUUUGUUUUGCUCUGUCUUUUUUUUUCCUUUGUAUGAAGGUUUACGGAUACAUGGAGCACUUUAAUUAAUGAACAUAACAAAGAUAGAGUGGAAUUCCUUUCAUUGUGGAUAUUGCUGUUCCCAUGUAAUAACAGAUUAGACAAAUGACAUUUUUGGCUCUCUACUGGAAACAAAAUCAGGGAAUGUUAGUGACGCGCAGUAAUUUUGCCAAACACAGAUGUUUACUAACUGAAGUAUUUAUCUCAAGCUUUUAACCUUAAAAAUAAUAUGAUUAGAGCAGAACUUAAGUUGGGUUGCAGUAAAAGAACGCUAAGAUUACCUAUAACAAUAAUAUAAGAUGUCUUUACAAGAUGAAACUGAUACUUGAAACUGCUUCAUUUUAGCUCCUAUAGAAUUUGGAAAUGUUUUAAAAGUUAUGAAGUACAUACAGUGUGUAGAACUAAGGCCAAAUGAUAUUUUUAUUCAUUUGUUUUUUGUAUUUGUGACAAAACCCAAUGCAUAGUUAUGUAAAGGCUUUCGGUUAUGGUUAUGAAAAGCUUAAAGUAGUACAUCCUCCAUGAAAACGCUCUUGCUUAUUGUUCCAAGAGGGUUGAAGCUUUCAUUUGCCGUAUGGGGGAUGGACAGCUCUUCUCUCAACCCAAUUAAAGACAAGAACCUCAUGCACAUGCUACUGAUAACAUCACCGCAGGUCAGGGUGUCUAAAUCUACAUAUGUAGCAACUGCUGUGAAUACAGGGUGGGGAAAUUUCUACUAAAUCUUUCGAGUGAGGAACAACUACACCAAAAUGGAGGGGAAAUGGGAUAUUAGAGACUGUUUGAAAAGGCUUUCACAGUUAAAGACUGUUAGAGGAUGGGACUCAUUAUAUUUGGAAACAUUUCCACUUUCUGGGAAAUAUUGUUUCGUUGGAGCACAAACAUUUUGUCUCGCUGCACAUUGUUAAUUGGUGACUCACUUUUAGCAGAAUUUAGAAGAACACAAGACAGACAUCUUGACAUGAACUUGUGUAAAUAUAACUGAAUGACUUGGAGAUGAUUAUGUGAAGAGUGGUGAGAUAUUGGUGAAGGCUUAUAUUCCCCUUUUUUUUUGCAUAAAAAGAUCUGAUGGGUGAGUUCACUAAGAAUGAAACCUCUGAUUGCGUUGUUUAAUGGCAGAUGCGACCGAUUCACUAAAAUAAUUAUGCAGAUCAGGUAACGGUACAAAUGCACACAGAGAAUCUGUGUUGAAUGCAAUUUGUAAAUCCCGAUCUUGGUUGUGAAUACUUGAACCUCCAGCACUGAGAUCCAGACACUUGAAUCAACUCUUUAAAAUGCUUAAAGUGCACUUUACUACAACUCACAUCUGGAUAUAUGACUGGUGGUAAUGUUCUUCUCCAUCACUCAUUCAACAUUUGAUGAAUUAUGUACGCAAAAUGUAUGCAAACAUCUGUUUAAAAUGUAAACCGGCCUGAUUUCUGUCAGGAGUAAUAGGCCAGUAGUUAAGUUGAAUUUACAUAAGGCGUGUCUGUGCUGAAAACUAUGACAUUUAAAUAAAGUGCGGAACUAUUUUACCACUUUUAGAGUAUGGUUGAACUGGAUUGUUGGUGAUGGGUUAGAAAGUACAGGGUUUUGAGUUGUAUCAAAUGCAUCAAAAGUGGUGCGACUGUUUAGGCCCCGUUUACACUAAUGCGUUUUUGUUUUAAAAAUCCUUUCCACAGCGUUUCAGAAACAAUCUACACUACACGGCCGAAAACGCUUGUCACAUGACUGUUCAUACACACCUGGGCAUGCACGUGCAAGUGUGAACAGUUGCCUCUUGUGCAUGUAGGCAGCUGCAGUAUUAAAAAAAUGCAGAGUUUAACUGCACAAUGGCUGCUAAAAAUGACAACGAAGCCAGCAAAGAUCGCAGUUCAGUCUCAAUGUUAUUGUUUACACGGUUGUCAAAGAUACGUAGAGCGAACGUGGGCAGCCACACCAUCGUUUUCAAAAGUCUCCGUUUUGGUCCGUUUACACUGAAACGCAACCCUGGCAUUUUCAAACUAAAAUGGGGUCUGCAGCGUUUUCGAGGUUCGAACAUGCUGGCGUAGUGUAAUUGACAGGCGUAACUGUAUAGAAGAACUUAUGCGUUUUAAAACGAAAACGCACUAGUGUAAACGGGGCUUUAGUGAAUUCACCCAUUGAUCUUUUUUUUUUUUUUAUAUGUGAUUUAGGCACAUAAAAUCCCCUUCAUAUGUUUAAAAUGGGCCCUAUAACGCUAAAAGAAUUUAUAAUGACCCUGCCAUCAUAUAUUUUACAGUACAGAGAGGCAAUAAGCUUUACAAAGUACAAUGUAUUUCAGUUUAUCACAUUACUGUUAGGGUACUUAGAAUAUGUUAGGGCAUUUAAUGUUUAACACAAACUAUUUAAUUCUUUUGCAGUGUUAUUGAGUCUACCAUUGCUGAUCUGAUCAUGUGUAUUUGCAUAUCAAAUUUGCAGUGUCAGAUGGAAACAAGCACAAGUUGUUGUUUUUUUAGGGGUCCUUCUCAUUAGUUGUGCCCCUUUUUGUAUUUUUUAUCAUUUAUUUUCUAUGCUCACCGGAACUUAUUUUGCAUGUGUCAAGGUAUUCGGAAAGUAUCGGUAGACUAAGCACAGUUUAAAAAAGUCAUUUUAUAUCACAAAGGACAAAUAAAGGGAAGAAAACAUCAUCCUGCAACAUUGACAUUUGGAAUGGUUGUUCCUCAUGAUUUUACUACUGUACGUCAAUGAGAAAAUGUAAAUAGUAUUUUUAUAGACAGUUGAAUUGGCCAGAUGUAUUUGUAAAUAGCUGGGAAACUUGCGCUGUUUUCGACUGACCUUUUGUUUUCCCGUUAUGUUUUGUUCACUUAUAUUGUGUGUGACUGGUUAUUCUUAGUUGAUGGCUGUAUAUAUCUGUAAUUUGAACAGCACAUAUUUGAUUUUGUAGAUCUUGCAGGUUCUUUUAGUACUUCGGUGUGUUUUUUCGUGACCGUAUGUAGCCCGGCUUGGUGCUUUUUGUGUUCUUUAACCUCUGGCCAUGCUCAAGAGGUAGAUGUUUUCUUUCUGUCAGGUAUAGCCUCCCCUUCACCCCACAAUUUUCUCUUUUUGUACAGAAUCCAGCGUGGGGAAUCUGCAGCUGUGUGCCGAUAGCAUUUGUAUCUCCCAGGAAUCUCUCUCAACUCCAGUUAGGCUUUUUCUUACUUUAGUCCUGGUCAUAUCGGUAGUGUCUAGUUCUUUCUCAGUAUAUAAUUCAUAAUCAUGCACAAUCUCCCAUCUCUUUUCACAUCUGCAGCCGACCACACGGUGAGCUCAGGCUUAGCCGAGGGUUGCGAGCGCAAACGUGGUGAAAAAUGAAGGCGAAAGCCACAGUCCCUGAGCUCAACCUUCUCAAAUACAUCCGCCACAGUGUUCCUCCGAGAGAUUCAUAAGUCAGAGUUUAUUAUUCAUGCUGUCAAGAGGACUAAUUGCCUGGAGUGUUCAUUUGGCCGUAUUGUUAUUGAGUGACGGCUCGUCAAAACUGAAGUCAAGUCUUGUCAUUUUUGAUCCAGGCAAACGGUGAGAGUUGAGACGCCCAUCUUCAGCUCUGGUCACAGUAACUUUCUCCACCACAGCUUUCCCAUUCCCUAAAGCUAGAGCAUUUAAAUACUGUUUCACAGUUUUGUUACCUGAAUCUAUAUUUUUAAUUUAAUAUAAAUAAAUAAAUAAAUACAACACCUGAUAUGUGAGUCUCUGUG